Phalaenopsis equestris is the source of this 924-nucleotide messenger RNA. RefSeq names its product eukaryotic translation initiation factor 1A. Gene Ontology annotation, molecular function: translation initiation factor activity; RNA binding. The coding region runs from base 171 to 608 and encodes 145 amino acids. The transcript has a single exon. Gene Ontology annotation, cellular component: cytoplasm. Gene Ontology annotation, biological process: translational initiation. NCBI's taxonomy places the organism in Eukaryota, Viridiplantae, Streptophyta, Magnoliopsida, Asparagales, Orchidaceae. The record is from RefSeq and is a predicted model, not a curated record.
CACGGCAGUGUCUGAAAUUGUUGCAUUCGCGUCCAAAUCUUGUAACUCUCACGCGACCUCGCCCAGAAAGUUAAUAAGACCCCAAUCUUCUUCUCCAAAGCUACAAACCCUACAAAUUCACUUUCACCGAACCCUAAUUCCACUAAAUCCCGCGCCUUCCUUCCUCAGCCAUGCCGAAGAACAAAGGAAAAGGAGGUAAGAAUCGCAAGAGGGGAAAGAACGAGGCCGACGACGAGAAACGCGAGCUUGUAUUCAAGGAGGACGGCCAGGAGUAUGCUCAGGUCCUUCGCAUGCUCGGCAACGGGCGGUGCGAAACCAUGUGCAUCGAUGGAACCAAGCGUCUCUGCCAUAUUCGAGGCAAGAUGCACAAGAAGGUAUGGAUCGCUGCCGGCGACAUCGUUCUUGUCGGUCUCCGUGAUUACCAAGACGAUAAGGCUGAUGUAAUUCUCAAAUACAUGCCUGAUGAGGCCCGUCUUCUGAAGGCCUACGGUGAGCUCCCUGAGAGCACUCGUCUUAACGAGGGCAUCGCAGGCGGUCUUGAUGAGGAGGACGAGGGGGCUGGUGAUGACUACAUCGAGUUUGAAGACGAGGAUAUCGAUAAGAUCUAGGGCUGCGCUGAUUGCGAUAUGGCAAGUUUUUCUGGUUGAAAAUUUCUCUUGCUAUCUCCUUGAUAAUAAUUAAAUUUUAGGGAUUUUUGUUUUUUUUUUCUUGUUUUUCCCUCUGGCAAGGCUCUCUGAUAAUCAGGAUUCGGAAAUUUGGUGCUUUGAUCAAGUUUCAAACUUGGGUUUCAAACUUGGGUAGAGCUGCCAUACUUAUGCUGCUGAUGCUUAUAUUUCCAUUUAAUGUAUCGUAUGGAUAUUGUCCUUCAGUUUGUAUUUUGUACUGUUAUACUGAAUUGACAACUGUUUGAUUGGCUCAUGUUAA